GUGGCAACAUCUGUUUUAGUUUAUAGCUUAGGCGAUCCUUACCAUUCAUCAAUCACUGGUUGGAUCAAGACUGGAUGGAGCUGAAAGUUGAAGGAGAGCUAUGCCUGAGAGGGUUUAGCCCACACCAAGUGUCCUAUCUACCCUCUCUGAACUGUGUCCUAGUGUCUGAUGGGAGAGGAGCCUUCAGAUGUGUAGAUAUUGCACCAGAGAUCACCGUACCUGACGUUUCACCUCAUGUCCUCUGUGAUGUUGACCAGACCACCUCCAAACUGGUGGUGGUGUGUGGGAACAAACUGUCCGCCAGGCUGGCCCAUGCUGGAGCACUGCAACUCAGGACCAUGUUGCAGACUCCUGUUAAAUCAAUGCAGGAAGAGGUCACUGUUGAGCUGCCAUUAUCAGCGGUGGCCAGUUCCCAAGGUGAUGGCAGAAGCUGGCUUUUAUCAAACGGUGAGUGGUCAAUGCAAGCUACCCUGAUUCCCGUUCCCAUUCCCAAAGCCUCGUGACAUAGUGUACAGUUUUUUAACUAGAUACCAGCAUCAACCACGGUGGGACUGCAGGUGGGGACAGAGUGACCUGUUUCUGUUGCCGUGUCUACCUGUACAGCUGGGAGCCUACUGACGAACCAUUGUGAGAAUACAUGCAUGCAGUCACUCUUUUAGUAGCAAGGUCACUCCUGCCUGUAUCUUCAUACUGUACCACCAUUGGGCAGUUGAGAACCUCUGAAUAAAGGACACUUUAGAAGUUUCCUAUUUCCAUCAGCUGUAUUAACACAUGACCGAACUGCCAGGUCCGAGCACAUCUACAGUGCCGCUUUUUGAGAGGGGAGCACAUGACCAAUGUACCUAUGGCUAUCACCGAGUCCUCCCAUCCCGAAUUGGAAUGUCCCCAUAGCUUGGAUCUGUACUAUGAACACGCUCAUCUUGAUCUGACAGAGGACCACGUCUCGAUAUACCUGGACAUGGCCGUUCCUCUAACCUCAGACAGCAGCCCCUCAUCAUCACACUCGCAGGACGAAGACGCCACCUCUCAACAGGCCACUGUGCCAUUGUUAGUAGACACACCAGCUCCACCUGAUCCACUGCCAGAGCAUGUUAAAGAUGUUGAACAGUCAAUGAAAAUUGAUCCUACUUUUGCAAGCUCAUCGAUCAUCGUAUACCUUAAGGAAGCAGCAAUGUAGGGUUUCAUGACCACGGUGGCAUCAUAGAUAGAGGAGAAGGGGAUUGGCAACGGAAGUGGUUCACGUGAUGCUUCUACAAUGAAGUCUAUGUAGAGCUCAGAAACAAUCCUUGUUUCGCUUUCUUUCCCGGGAAACUUAUUGAGUCUAAUCAUAGUCAAUGCUAGUUGGGCGGAGCCCGACCGUCCCUGACGGGAGGUCAGGUUUCAAGCCUAUGUCAGGGUUUGUCUUGCUGAAUUAUGUAACACGCUGAUAAGCAGCUAUGAAUAAUCAUUUUAUUCUAUGAAUAUUAUUAUUCUGAAGUGGUGUUAACCUUAUUUGAGGUUGCGCAACCGGACGUGACAAAGACCACAGUAGAAAUGCUGCAAUCUGAUUGGGCUGCAACUAUAGUUGCAGCAAAGACAAAUCCUGACAUAGGCUUAAAAACCCUACCUCCCGUCAGGGACGGUCGGGCUCCGCCCAACUAAGUCAAUGCAUGUGUAUCAAAGACCCCUCUAACACUUAAACAAAUGCCCCCUGGUGGUGAGUAUCAUUUGGAAACUAAUUUUGAUUGUCUUGAAGUAGCUAGUCUAACACAGAGCGAUUUUUCAUGCUUGUGUUAGUUUAGCUACUAUGAUAUACAUUGUAACUAUAGGUUCUGUCACUAAGUAGUGUGCUGUGUCCCAAAUGGCCACAAGUAGUUGAUGAAGUUGAUGUCUAUAGCAGCAGAACUGCUCGUGGACUUUUUACAGACAGCAAAAACAAUUCUCAUGAAUUAUUCAUGUUAGACCCCCACGUUGGAGGUAAGCCUCGAUUAAAACCGCGGGGAAACACGGAUGAUACUUCGAGGGUACAUUGUUUCCAAUAUCCCUUUCUCCUCUAUCUAUGGUGGCAUACAGGGGGAACAUCGACAGAGAUAUUGUUGUAACAGAGAUAUUGUUGCAGCAAAUAGUAAGAUCUCCAUUGACAAGGCUAUAAUAUAAUUAUACAGUACAUUCUGAGUGGGUUACCAUGCAUAUACGGGUUUCAAAUGCGACGUUCUUUCGAUUGCGAAUUGCACAUUUCUCAAUCGAAAGAAACGCGGAGAGUGAGCGUUCGCAUGCAAUUCACAACAGUUAGAAACGCAAUCAGGCUUAUUCGCAAUCAAUUAAACUCGAAACCCGAUAUAAUUAUGGUGGCAGCUGCAUAUCACAUGCAAGGAUUCGGUAGAUGUACGUGUAGGAUGUCUUUUAAAAUUAUAUUAGUGGUCCAUGGUUAUCAUUACAGGAAAGGUUUCGUGACCAUUGUGGCAUACAUGCAGGGGAACAUCUCUAAGACUUCGACAUUUUGCAUAUAAAAAACAGCCUCGAUCCAGGCUGAGAGAAAAGAGUGAAAGAAAAGUCAGUAUCUGGUGCAAAUCUAAGCUCCUUGCAUUCACUAACACAGUACGGAUUGGUGCAUAGCCCUAUUGUUUUACAUAUAGCCACCCAUUUUUCCCCACUUGGUUUGCUGAACUAUAUAGUUGUACCAAGGGUGUAUACAUGCAACAGCAAAAGAGCAAGAGUUCAAAUGUGAGUAGAUGAAUGUGCAUGAAAUGCUAAAAAUAGAAAUUUCUUUUUUUAGCACUUCAUGCAAAUUCACACAUUCAUCUGCCCACAUUUUAAUUCUGCUAGCUUAGAUAGUCUCUUCUUUUAUACGCCGUAGCUAUAGCUUGGUUGUACAUAAUAAGAUCUCCAUGCAUUGACAAUGCUAUAGUACAGUGGUUUACAGGGUUAUGGCAGCUGCAUGUUUGGUAGAAUGUCUUCACAACAUUAAAACCCCCUCUAAACUGUGGUCCAAGGUUAUCAUUACAGGCAUGGUUUUGUGACCAUUAUGGCUGGCAUACAGGGAAACAUGAUCCUGAAGUUUGUCACUGCAUAGUCCACCUACAAGCCAGAGGAGGUCCGACAGGCGCGGUGCAGCUCAAGUAAUUAGCCUCUAAUUACAUCAACCAAAAAGAUACGACGUGGGCGGAUAAUCAAAGGCUAAUUGCUUGAGCUGCACCUCCCGCGCCCGUCGUACCUCCUCUGCUGCCUACAAGCUAUGUAGUCACCAUAGUCACCAAUUAUCUCAUGCCAUGCACAGUACUUUACCCACUGUUGUAUAAAUUAUUAUGAGAGGUGAAUAGUGCCAAAUUGAUGUUUAGUUGGUGGCGGCGGCAGUGUUUAGUUGGUGAUGGCGGCUGAGCCUCGAAUAUGUUACUGUAGCCGUGAAUAAGAUGAGGUUGGAACCAUUUGACCUUAGUUAAUGAAGGUCACUAUUUGAAACUUCUCUCGCAGACUAGUUUUUAGUAUCUGUAAGGGGGACGGUAGUUAAAUUUAUACAAAUUAGUGCUCUUGUUUUACCAGGCAGUUGCUGGCUCUUGUACUAACCUCAAUAUUAGGCCGCUCAUGGUAUCGAGGCUAGCACAGGAGCACUUUUAGCUAAGGUCAGAGCUAAGGUCAAGUUGUUCCAACCUUAUUUAUUGAACGCCACCAACUAAACACUGCUGCCUCCUAAUACAGAUCAUAAAGCCACAUUUUGGCAAUAUUCACCCCUCGUAUAUAGUUUUGGUUGGUUAGAGAGAUAUUUGUUAUUUAUGCACAUGCAUGAUUCUGGGAAAUCUCCAGAACUUUGAGGGUGCAUGUCGACAAUAUAGUACAGUGGUUUGUAUGUAUGCAUGCAUGGUUUCAUAGGGUUAUGGCAGCUGCAUGUGAUGUCACAUGUAAGGUUUGGUGGCCAUUUAUAGAUUCACCAUUAUUUUUUUGACCAUGCACCUGUCAAGCUAACUGCAUGACUUGUAGUACUAAUUAUGGUGUUAUAAAAUGUGUCGCUGAAAAAUUAAAUCAGCUCCAAUUAUGUAUGCAUGGCAUGGUGCAAGAUUGCCAUAUACAGGGAUUAGCAGCUGUUAGGGUUUCGUAACCAUGCAUUGUGGCAUGCAUGGAUGAUGCAUGCAGGGGGACGUCUCCAAGGCUUGACAUUUUGCAUACAAAAAUUAGCCUCGAUCCAGGCUAGAAAGAGAAGAAUUAGUGCAAAUCAUUGCCUCUAUAAUUAUACAGAGCUUCUUGUUCACUAUAAUUAUCAUGGUCCUGUAAAUCAUGGCCUAGUCAUACAGGGGGGGGGGGGGAAGGGGGGAUAUCCUCCCUAGCUCCAAUUUCCCCCCUUUCAAGUACUAGUUGUAUGACUGGGUGUCCAUAGCUAUAGCUGGAUAUUGAAAUACCAGUUGACCUUUUUUUUAGCAACAUUUUCUGCUAACUUUUCUCAUUUCCCCCCUCUACUUAAAAAUCCUGUAUGACACCCUGAUAGCUAUAUAUUACGUGUGUUCAUUAGCUCUUUUAAAUUUGUUGUAAUUAGCCCCUUGCAUGUAUGCUAUCCGGCAUCAUUUUAAACAGGUUGUGAAACCAUAGUAAGUUCAAAAAUGCAAAUUGCGUAAAUCUGCCUUCAGCUGAAAUAAUUCAAUGAUAAUUAUUAUUGUCCAACUCCUUUUCAGAGCGACAAGAAUCUUUCCUAGAGUGUUACUCUAUAUACGAUUGCGAAUAACUGUACAAACCUGAUUGUGUUUAUUGCGAAUUGCAUGCUUACUCUUUGCGUUUCUUUUGAUUGCGAAAAUUCGCAAUUCGCAAUCGAAAGAACGUCGCAUCGAUAUACGUUAGGUGAAUUCUAUGGGAAUGAAUAUAGGGGGCAUGAUUUAUACCCUCCUGCAUGCAGGCAUACACAUCGACAAGUUACAACAUUAAAGGCCCAUAUAACAACUCAAACACAAUAGUGAUUACAAAGUUUUCUACAGUUCUUCUCUUUGCAUAGGCGGACUGGAUAAAUAUUUCAAGCACUUUCUUGUGAGUAGUUCCUGUAUGUGUUCGCGCUGAUGCUCAUCAAGAGCAGGUGCAGCCACUCCAUCUGCCACUAGGGGAUGAAGUUUACUGUAAACCACAUCUUCAGCAAUUUGUUCGUCUGCAUAGAAUUCUCUGAGCGAUUGCAAAAGAUAACGUUUUCGAGGAUUACGUAGAUCAUUUCCAAGGGAUAUUUUAAGGCGCAUAUCCAUCGCCGUGUAGUAUCUAAUAAAUUGAAUAAUCGAUCUCUUUCUGUGAUUAUCAGAAUUAUCCCAACGAGCCUUAUUGACAACAAGAGCAUCUGUGAAAAUAAUUGUGUGAUGAUCAUCGCCCAUUAUUGGGCUUACAGCAUCGUAAGGAUCCAAGGAAUCAUCGAAUGUUAGCAACUCACCGAGAAUUUCAGAAAAACCAAGAAGAAACACACUCUUCUUACCAGCAAUGUCUUUCUUAAUGUUUUCUGAACUCGCAAUGUAACUUCCAGGAAAAUUUUGAGAGCAUUUAUUUUUUAUUUUUUAUUUUCCAGUGCAAUAAUAGGCAAAAGUAGAUAAUUUGUUGCAUGUACGUCGAUCAAUCACUCCCACUUCUAAUUCCGCCAAUGCAAGUCUAAGCAAUUUUGGAUUAUGACUAUCAAUCCAGGCAUCCAAAUAGUAAAAUGGCAGAUACCAUCCCUCUUUAUCCGAAAUUUUUCCAGCAUAGAGCCGCUCAUAAGUGUUAGUCACCAGAUUGUCUUUACAAAUCUCAAGUUCUUGUUCGAAACCACUGUAACCAUUGUUUUCUAUAGCGCCAGACAAAUCACAAGUCGAUUGAGAACCAGGACUCAAAGCAAUUAGGAAAUUACCGCAAGCAUACGUUGGAACUCCGUACAUAACACCGCUAACUGAGACUGCAUCAACUGUAGCUUUGAUAAAUCUUUGCGUGUCAAUGCCAACCACCAUAUGCAUUGGAGUAAUAAGUUUAUUGCUAACUAGACCGGCAAUAUUUACAGUAUCGAUUUCUAUCAGAUCAAAACCGUCUUCCUGUAGGUACUGUGAUAGGUUUAAAUAUGGGUCGUAUUCGUCUGUGCUUACAAUGGCAUUGACUGAAUGGUCGUCAGUUGAGAAUCCCCUCUCCACCAUGUCUUUCAAUGAUUUGAGUCCGUCAUCGUUGAGAUCAGGAAUGCUGUUGUAUAAACCAACUUUCAGCUCAAUCUGGCUAACAACACAAUGUGCAAACACGCACACUACAAGUAGAACAAAAUCUAGCUUCAUUCUCUACCGAUGACAAACAGUGAGUCCGGCUCUAGCGCGAGAGCACAAAUACCAGCAAGUGAACUGAUUAAAAAUACCAAGGGCUUAUAAAGGGAAGAGUGCAUGCAACUGCUUGCGAGCAAAAACCAGUGGGUGGUACAAAAGUGUAGGAAUGUUUGAUUGUAUAGGAUUUCUAUGCUUACGACCGUAUAGCUGGGAAUUUUCGUGGGGUAAAGUAUUCAUGGUUUUCGUGGUUGAAGCUCUAACAACGAAUAUUUUACCCACGAAUGAAGCGACCUUGCCUGCAGUAACCACGAAAAUAUUAUCUACAAAGUGACUAAAUAUUGCUCGACUACGAAUGUUUUGCCCCCCCCCCCCCGAAAAUUACCCGCUAUACGGUACUGUUUAACCAGCGCUCAACAUUUUGUGUGGGUGUUUGUGAAUUUAAGCCGGGAUUAGUGCAGCCCUGUGCUUUUUUAUUUUAUUUAGUCACCAAUUGUCUCAGCCAUGGUACUUGGCUAUAUGAUGCGAUUUAGGUGUAGCAUAUAUCUAACCAUUUUCUUGGAAUCACUCAAUUCAACUCCCACUCCCCCCCACACACACCUCAUGUAGGAGGUGCUGACACAGUUGACGUCUCGUCUGGCAAGUCAACUCAACGAUCUGACCAUCCAAGUGGUGAAGGAAGACCUCACCCUACCCUCCAUGCCUCUCAGCAGGGGGUCCACUUCCAGUCCCAAUUACAGUGCAUCCAGAGUAGAUUACUGGGUGGCUGUACUUAAAUAAGAAAUAUUUCGCCUAAUUCCUAAUUUUUACUUGAUGCAUUCACAUUAGUCUGAAUUUCUUCUAGGCAGACUGGAGGAAGUGAGGCAAAACCACCCUCAAUUCACUCCUCAGGUACAGUGUGUACUUACAUGACCACGGUAUCAGGUGUGCACUGUCUGCUGCUGAUGUCAUCAAAAUAGUAAAGUUUGUAGCUUUUCAGUGUUAUCUCAGCAAUGGAAUAUAAGCAUAUAGGAUGUUCUUGGUAUCAAAGUGUAGCCCAUUUAUCUGUAAACUUAUUACAGAAAUUUGAAAGCUAAGCUAUUAAUUUUUCAGAAGUUAUUACUCUAACCAAAAGUAUACCUAAAAACCAGUAAAUCAUGAAUUAUAUACACUGUGAGAUAAUAAUUAUAAGACCCAUGAAGGAUAGCCAGGAUACCUAAACCAUUGAACAAUUAUCUUAUGAAGUCUGAGACCUUAGCUGUUUAAGGUUAGUGUUUUAUUACUCUAACCAAUUACCCACUACAACAAUUUACUAUUAAUCUCCCCAAAUGUUUUCAUGGACAUUUUUUGGGAUAUGUUGUAGCUUAUUCAUUCACCUACACAAUGGUAUCAGAACCAUUUCUUCUAAUCAAAACAUAUCAACAUUUAAGUACAGCCACUCACACAUUUGUAGUAAUCUACUCUGGAUGCACUGUACACUACCCCCCACUGAUGGUAAACCCCUACAGCGGCUCAUGUAGGACAGGGUAAAUCCCCUACACCACUUACAACAUUUCAUGUGUUCAUAAACAUUCCUUUCCAUCAACUUUGGAAGCUAGUUUUUAAUUGUUUUGUUCAACAUAAUACUGUUUCUUUCAUGGAUAUAUCAAUUUAUACAAUCAUGUAUAUACGUUUAUAUUUAUGGUUUAUAUAUGUUUUAUAAGA
Messenger RNA from Halichondria panicea, 7892 nucleotides. RefSeq names its product baculoviral IAP repeat-containing protein 6-like. NCBI's taxonomy places the organism in Eukaryota, Metazoa, Porifera, Demospongiae, Suberitida, Halichondriidae. The record is from RefSeq and is a predicted model, not a curated record. The transcript has 7 exons. The coding region runs from base 75 to 503 and encodes 142 amino acids.